CUCUGGUCCUCUGCACAUAAAGCCUGGGGCUCUCACGUUACCUCUUUCUGCUGCUUGGAUCUGUCUGUGGAUAACCAUUCAGUCUCCGGGUGGCUCUUCCUGCCAGGCCCCCAGCUGUCCAUGUGUGCUGGGCAUGCACUGAUUGAUGGACACGCUGCUUGUCACCGGGCACCUGCUGCUGGCUCUAGUGCUUGGCUUCAGAGUUUUGCCCUGCGGGAAAUCUGAUGGGAAUAUAACUGCUAAAACAGAUGGCAGAACUUUACCUUGCCUUCAGGAUGGGGAGAACUGCACAGGACUCUUUGAAAUUUCAAAAGGGAGUGGUCAUUUUUCUCGUUGCCCUAAAAAAUAUAAACAUUACUGUGUUAAAGGAAAGUGCCAUUUUUUUACCGCAGAAAAGAAGCCGGCAUGUAUGUGCGAGACCGGUUAUACUGGAUCAAGAUGUGAAUAUUUGGACCUCUUUUACUUAAAAGGAGACAGGGGUCAAGUUGUGGUGAUUGGCCUGAUAUCUGCUAUGGUGACACUCGUUAUACUGAUUAUUUGCAUAUGUAUCUGUUCACACCACUGCAGAAAACAACGCAGGCGGAAAAGAAAAGCGAAUGAAGUAGAGGCGUUAAAUGAUGAUGAUUCCACAGUGAAAAUGGAAGAAACUCAGUUUACCUAGAAGUGUUGCUGAAAUUACCUGCAGGCAGGUGCAUUGCUGCUGUUACUAAAAUAUAUAAGCUCUGUUACCAGAUUAAGAAACCAAUUUAAUUAAAAUUUCUGGAUAUGUGUUGGACGCCA
Molecule: messenger RNA, 780 nt
Organism: Bombina bombina (fire-bellied toad)
Lineage: Eukaryota; Metazoa; Chordata; Amphibia; Anura; Bombinatoridae
Gene: BTC
Product: betacellulin
Exons: 6
Coding region: 146-661 (171 amino acids)
Biological process (GO): positive regulation of cell population proliferation; epidermal growth factor receptor signaling pathway; positive regulation of mitotic nuclear division
Source: RefSeq, a predicted model, not a curated record